Molecule: messenger RNA, 1584 nt
Organism: Perca flavescens (yellow perch)
Lineage: Eukaryota; Metazoa; Chordata; Actinopteri; Perciformes; Percidae
Product: nucleolysin TIA-1
Exons: 12
Coding region: 253-1419 (388 amino acids)
Molecular function (GO): RNA binding
Source: RefSeq, a predicted model, not a curated record
AAAGAGCGCUUGAUUCUGGCUUCAUUUCAGCGCGCAGGUUGACGCUGCUGACGCCGCUCCUCCGCCAUCUUCAACUUCCUAUUGUUUGCAUCAGACUGAGGCUGUCUGCGGUGUGUGUGAGAGCAGAAUCGGCCACCGAUUUAUCAUUAAAUAGUAGAUAUAGUCUUUACGUUCGCGGUCGCUCAAGUUCAGCACAAACCAUUUGUAUGUCAUUGGAUUAAAGACCUCUCAGGACGCGACCACUAAACCUUGAUGAUGGAGGACGAUCAACCCAGAACCUUGUAUGUGGGGAAUCUGUCCAGGGAUGUCACCGAGCCCCUCAUUCUGCAGGUCUUCACACAAAUAGGACCCUGCAAGAGCUGUAAAAUGAUAGUUGAUACGGCUGGAAAUGAUCCGUACUGCUUUGUGGAGUUCUAUGACCACAGGCAUGCUGCUGCCUCAUUGGCAGCCAUGAAUGGAAGGAAAAUAAUGGGUAAGGAGGUCAAAGUCAACUGGGCCACGACGCCAACCAGCCAGAAAAAAGACACAAGUAAUCACUUUCACGUCUUCGUUGGAGACCUCAGCCCAGAAAUAACUACAGAAGACGUCAAAGCUGCCUUCGGUCCAUUUGGCAGGAUAUCAGAUGCUCGUGUUGUGAAAGAUAUGGCUACAGGGAAAUCUAAAGGCUAUGGCUUUGUCUCUUUCUUCAACAAAUGGGAUGCAGAGAACGCCAUUCAGCAGAUGGGCGGUCAGUGGUUAGGAGGCAGACAGAUUCGAACCAACUGGGCCACAAGGAAGCCCCCCGCCCCAAAGACCACCUAUGAAAGUAACUCCAAGCACCUAUCCUUUGAUGAAGUAGUGAAUCAGUCCAGUCCCAGUAACUGCACUGUGUAUUGUGGCGGAGUCAGCACAGGACUGACAGAGCAACUGAUGAGACAGACUUUCUCUCCCUUUGGACAAAUCAUGGAAAUCAGAGUUUUCCCCGACAAAGGCUAUUCAUUUGUGAGGUUUAACUCCCAUGAGUCAGCAGCCCAUGCCAUUGUGUCAGUGAAUGGCACCUCAAUAGAGGGCCACAUAGUCAAAUGCUACUGGGGAAAAGAGACCCCGGACAUGAUGAACCCGAUGCAGCAGAUGCCUAUACCCCAGCAGAGCAAGAUGAGCUUCCCUGCGGCAGCCCAGCACUAUGGCCAGUGGGGCCAGUGGUACGGCAACGGGCCCCAGAUCAGCCAGUACGUCCCGAAUGGGUGGCAGGUCCCCACCUACGGCGUCUACGGCCAGGCCUGGAACCAGCAGGGCUUCAAUCACUUACCGGCCAGUGCUGGGUGGACUGGCAUGAGCGCCAUCAGUAACGGUGGGGUUAUGGAGCCUACACAGGGAUUGAAUGGGAGUAUGCUAGCCAACCAGCCCGGUAUGGGAGCCGCAGGAUACCCCACACACUGAUAAGUGGGCAGGGUGGGAGAUUUGUCAACCCGCAGCCUCUUAUUGGCUGUACGGUACCCUGCGGGGCUGUGUAACACCGCCUCCACUUGUGGCAGGACUAAGACUUUUACUGGGACGUGGAACCUAAUGGGAAGGUUGGCGUCUUAUAGGAGAUGUAAAUGGGAU